AUAAGAUUAGUAAAUAGCGACUUCCCCGUUUUAUUUCUCUCACCAUUUCCACACAAAACUCGUUGCACCCCAAAAGCCAUUCUGUUGUAGAUAAAAGACAGCUUCUGCUCCCAGAUAACUUUGUCAGAUCACGCAUCACGCUCAGACGCGUUAUCGAGCUCCAAUAUGUCACCUCCAGCGCUUAUGACUGCACCUGGUGCAAAAUUCUUCGAUUCGACUGACCAUCCACCCUUCAACGCCCAUCCAAAAGAAUACUACGGUGGGCCCGAGAUACACACUCGGGCACGUACCUACUCGAAUGAUUACAGACGGCGUCCCAUUCUUCAAACUCGCGACGCAAAACUCAGACGACUCUCGCAUGACCCCAACCCAUCUGAAAGUGCGGGGCCCCGACGGUUUCUAGUUGAUGUAGAGGAGACUAUACGGAUCGUGCUCGAGCAAGAAGACACUGAUGGCGAUUUUCAAAUCAGCAUAACGGACUCUGGACCCAAAAUCAUGUCUCUCGGGACGGCCACCAGCAACGGCUUCAAAACAUUCGAUAUCCGUGGAACAUACAUGCUGUCUAAUCUUCUUCAGGAGCUGGCACUCGCAAAAGAUCAUGGAAGGAAGCGAAUCGUGUUAGAUGAAAGCCGACUGACCGAAAAUCCCGUUGAUCGCCUAUCGCGUAUGAUCAAGACUUCAUUCUGGAAUGCUCUGACCCGUCGCAUCGAUGGCGACGGUUUGGAGAUUAUCUGCGCCGAUCCCAAGAAUCGUACAGCAAACGUGAAGCCACUUAUUUAUGUUCCGUACGGCGAACCCAAGAUGGCCGAGUACUAUCGCAAGGUGUCCAUUGAAAAGCCACAUUUGGGACUUCGGGUCGAGGUUCUUCCUAAAAAAUGCGAAGAUGCUGCGUUUGUCAAAAGCCUCAAUGACAAACCGGGUAUUCUUGCGCUCGCGAUGCAGGAGGUCGAGGACGGGAAUGGCACGACUUCCCUCAAAGGCAUUCCAUUCGUUGUCCCAGGCGCCCGUUUCAACGAGUUGUACAACUGGGAUUCCUACUUUAUUUCGCUCGGGCUACUUGUAGACGGUCAAGUCGACAUGGCGCAAGGGAUGGUUGAGCAUUUCGUUUUUGAGAUCAAACACUACGGCAAAAUCUUGAAUGGAAGCAGAAGCUACUACCUGUGCCGCACCCAGCCGCCCUUCCUAACGGAUAUGGCACUUCAGAUCUUCAAUCAACUUGAUCGUAGUAAAGCAGAACAAAACAGGUCUUGGUUGCGCCGAGCAAUUCAAGCUGCCAUUAAGGAGUACCAUACCGUGUGGAUGGCGCAACCACGUUUGGACCCUGUCACUGGUCUCUCGCGAUACCGCCCCGAUGGCCUUGCACGGUUUAUCUAUCACGACUUCAGUGAAAAGUACAAUGAUGGAACACUCUCCGAACCUGAACUGGACGAGUACUUCCUCCAUGAUCGUGCUGUUCGCGAAUCAGGACACGACACGACCUAUCGAUUCGAGAAGAUUUGUGCAAACCUAGCUACCAUCGACCUCAACGCAUUGCUUUACAAAUAUGAAGUUGACAUUGCUACUGCUAUCCGAGACGUCUUUGUGGAUGAAUUCGAGUUGGAGGACGAAUUCUACCUUUCACCUCAUCCCAUCACUCCCGAAGCAUUCCGGGCAGAGAAGAGGGAUCCAUCACGUCGAGUUAAGUCCACGGCCAAACCUCAGACCUCGAGCAUCUGGUUCCAACGCGCCAGGGAACGCAAAGAACGAAUCGAUCAUUACCUUUGGAACGAUAGGAAGAAGCUGUACUUUGAUUAUGAUACAGUCAAGGGGAGGCAGAUCAAUUAUGAGACUGCCACUGCUUUUUGGGCGCUUUGGGCUGGCUGUGCGAGUGAGGAGCAAGCAUGGAAGCUCGUUGCCCACUCCAUGUCCAAGUUUGAAGUGAUCGGUGGAUUAGUGUCCGGAACUGAGGAGUCUCGAGGGAAGAUAUCCCUAGAUCGUCCGAACCGACAGUGGGACUAUCCAUACGCCUGGCCACCACACCAAAUCAUGACUUGGGUUGGGUUGGAGCGUUAUGGUUACCUGGAAGAGGCGCAGCGGUUGGCUUAUCGUUUCCUCUAUAUGAUGACUGUCGCAUUCGUGGAUUUCAACGGGGUCGUACCAGAGAAGUUUGAUGCGGUUAAGCUUUCUCAUAUGGUUGAUGCCGAAUACGGCAACCAAGGAUUAGACUUCAAGAUGGUGCCACGCGAAGGUUUUGGUUGGAUGAAUGCCGCCUAUCAAGUAGGAUUAACUUUCCUGACCAAUCACAUGCGUCGUGCUGUCGCGACAUGUACAAGUCCCGAAGUCUUCUUCGGGCGCGGAAACGAUCAGUCGGCCAUUCAUAACACGAUUUUAUUAUCCACUGAUCCGCUCGGCCUUGCUAUGGACCAACUCUCAAUCUAGACGAAUCGUCUCCGACACUCUCUCCGCGUUUUCUGUCUUCCUUUCCCAGCUUCGAUCCCCACACAUGUCGCCCGGACUUCCUUCAACCUCCAUUCAUGCAGGAACCGUGUAGGUUUCUCUCAAUAUCACGCUUUUCGUUCCGUUACUUUUGUCUGCCCUUUCUAAUACUUAAAGCAUCGUCGACUUAAUGCCACUUUCUCCCGUCGCCUUUGUACUAUAGUUUCUCGUUUUUUUCUCCCAUCCCCACCCUCCCUUUUACUAUCAGUAGUCUCGAGUUGCAAUAGCUGAAUCGUCACCUCAGUAAUCGCCGCAAGCAUUAGUCCCGUAGGAAUAUUUGUACCACACCCAAUCAAUGGGAAUAUUUAUGCUGGACAUUAUAUAGGUAUUGAGUUCUUCGGGAAGGUCUAUAACAAUGCAA
Messenger RNA from Cantharellus anzutake, 2836 nucleotides. RefSeq names its product glycoside hydrolase family 37 protein. Gene Ontology annotation, cellular component: cytoplasm. Gene Ontology annotation, biological process: trehalose catabolic process. Lineage: Eukaryota; Fungi; Basidiomycota; Agaricomycetes; Cantharellales; Hydnaceae. The coding region runs from base 166 to 2418 and encodes 750 amino acids. The record is from RefSeq and is a predicted model, not a curated record. The transcript has 14 exons. Gene Ontology annotation, molecular function: calcium ion binding; alpha,alpha-trehalase activity.